CUUAUAAACUUCCUCUUCACUUCAAACAAACAAAAAUAAAGCAAUAACAUUUAAAACAUCAUGGAGCCUAAAAAUACAAUCUUUCUAGUUCUACUCCUCUCAACCAUUCUCCAGUCUUCAUCCGCAACUCCAAAUCCGUCCGAACUAGUCCGGUUCAUCGUGACAUCAUGCCAAACCACCCGAUAUCCACUACUAUGCGUGCAUACUCUCUCUGCUUACGCCACCAUGAUUCGACACAAAAACGACCAGGAUCUUGCCCAAAUUGCUCUCACCAUCAGCUUGUCUCGAGCCAGAUCCGUUGCUAUAUUCGUCGCUAAACUAACCAAAGAAACGCCAAGUUUCAAACGUAGAGAAUAUUUAGCAAUCAAAGAUUGCAUCGAAGUGUUAGGCAACAGCGUGGACCGGUUAGGCCAGUCGGUUAAAGAACUAGGUCGAGCUGGUCAUGCUGUGGCUGGUGAGGACUUCAUGUGGAAGAUGAGUAACGUUCAGACGUGGGUUAGUGCCGCUUUGACAGACGAAACCACGUGUCUAGAUGGAUUCUCAGGUCGAGCCAUGGAGGGCAAAGUGAAGAAGCUGAUUCGUUUGAAAGUGGUUCACGUAGCUCAAGUCACUAGCAAUGCUCUUGCGUUGGUUAACCACUUUGCUGAGAAACGAAGCGCGAAGAUUCCUUAACUGGAGUUGAGUCUUUUUUUUUGGGUACGACUAAUUAAUGUGAAAGUUUUGGCUUGUAUGUAAAAUCUCGAAUCUUUAAAACUAUGUAAAAUGUUUAUCAUCU
Messenger RNA from Brassica oleracea var. oleracea, 775 nucleotides. Its product is annotated as 21 kDa protein. The transcript is spliced from 2 exons. Gene Ontology annotation, molecular function: enzyme inhibitor activity. Lineage: Eukaryota; Viridiplantae; Streptophyta; Magnoliopsida; Brassicales; Brassicaceae. The record is from RefSeq and is a predicted model, not a curated record. The coding region runs from base 61 to 672 and encodes 203 amino acids. Gene Ontology annotation, biological process: negative regulation of catalytic activity.